AUGGGAGAGCAGGAGCUGGAAGGACCCUGUAUCAAUGUGAGCGGGAACAUGAUGGUGAUUGCCGCGAACGCCAGCUUCGUUGGCUGCAGAAACAGAAUCCAGGCUGGAGAAGGAGGAGCUCUGUUCAUCCAGCGAGACUUUGUCGUCAGCAACAGCAGCGUCAAGUUCGAGAACUGCAGCGCACGCAGAGGCGGGGGCGGCCUCUGGGCUGGCGGCAACUUCUUGCAAGAAUCAGAAAGCGCGGUGGCCUUCGAGAACUGCACGGCCUUUAGUGGUGUUGGCGGAGGUGCAAACGUUUGCGAAAACUUCGCGCAGGGAGCCAAGAGCUCCGCCAUCUUCCGCAGCUGCAGUGCGAACUCUGGAGGCGGCCUCAGCACUUACGGUAGCUUCUCCCAAGAAGCGGAGAGCACGGUGACCUGCGAGAACUGUUCCGACGGCGGAGGUGCAAUCGUGGGCAAAAACUUCACGCAGGGAGCCAAGAGCUCCGCCAUCUUCCGCAGCUGCAGUGCGAACUAUGGAGGCGGCCUCAGCACUGGCGGCUUCUUGCAAGAAGCAGAAAGUGCGGUGACCUUCGUGAACUGCACAUCUGGAGCUUCGGUUGCAUCCGGGAGCCCGUUGGGCGACGAACGUGUGGGGGAGUUGAAGGCCUCGUUCCGUGCAGCGGUCACUUCCGGGCAGAGCUUCGAAGAUGGGGCAUGUCAGGCAGGUUCCGACGGCGGAGGUGCAGUCGUGAAGAAAAACUUCACGCAGGGAGCCAAGAGCUCCGCAGCGCGAACUCUGGAGUGCAAUGCCAGCAGCAUGGGCGGUGGGCUUCACAUGGAUGGCGGCAAAGGCCUCUUGAAGCUCGGCUCUGCUCACCUGACUACGAAGUCGAGCUCGGGCAUCGACAUCUCAGAAGACGAGAUGAAUUGUUCGAGCACGUUCUAUGCGAACGUCGCCACAAGUGCCGUCUUCCUUUGCCCUUUGGGCACAGGGUCGGUGGGUUUCGAAGACUUGCACGAUUUCGGUGUGCAGGACUUGCAGGAGAAACCUUGUUGCCUAGCUUGCGAUUUGCGAAUGCGGGCUGGGCAACCUAGUUUUGCCUUGCCAGUUGCAGUGACCACCAAGGCUAGGUGUGCAGGCCAGGGGACACGCAGGCCGUGCAGUCAGUGCCCCGAAGGGGCUUCCAAGUGCCUGGCCAGCGAGCUGGAGAUGCAGCCCGGGCUCAUGGUGGAGUUGGAAGACGUCAGCCGCAGCUUCCACUGUCCCAACGAGGCUGCCUGCCCUGGGGGCCAUGUAUCCCAGGGAAGGGUGCGCCGGGCAAUGUGCGCAGAUGGCUACCGGGGCCAAGGCUGCACGAGCUGCAGCGAUGAGCAUGCCAUGGCGGACAGCAGUGUGUUCUCGUGCACUGCCUGCAGCAAAGACCGUCGUGUGCAGGCGGUGCAGUGGAUCACGUUCCUGUCUCAGCGCGCCUUCCUCUUCGCACUCGGAGCUCUCAGCGCCUUUGGAGCCAAGAAGGCUGGGGACCUGAAGCAAAGCAGCAUCUACCUCAACCAGCUCAUGGCCUUUGCCACCAUCUCCAACACGAUCCUGGCUGCCGUGUUGCAGACCCAGACGGCAAAGGACAUCAAAAGCGACGCCGCGAACUUCUUCUUCAGCGCUGCUGUGCACACCGCCGAGGCAGCUUCCGGACAAGGUUACCUCCAAGAUGCAUCGCAUUGCCCAGCGCAAGAUUCAGACUUAGCCCACCUUCAAAUGGUUCCGGCCUUAGCAGAAACCGGGGCAAUCUCUUGGAUCUUUACGCAGCGCCUCCUCGCAGUGUCUUUUGUCCUACCUCGGCUACGAGAAGACCUUGUGGCUUGGUCGCAGGAUUUCCUGUUCGAUCAGACCCUCUUUGACUUCACUGCUUCACAGGCUGUGUACUGUUUCGGCAUUGCUGCACAGAAGUGA
Molecule: messenger RNA, 1929 nt
Organism: Symbiodinium sp. CCMP2456
Lineage: Eukaryota; Dinophyceae; Suessiales; Symbiodiniaceae
Source: the annotation of a GenBank genome assembly